Molecule: messenger RNA, 3594 nt
Organism: Scutellospora calospora
Lineage: Eukaryota; Fungi; Glomeromycota; Glomeromycetes; Diversisporales; Gigasporaceae
Source: the annotation of a GenBank genome assembly
AUGUCCGAUUCAGAACAAAAAACUCAAGAAGAGUAUAUCGAACGCCAAACACCAAACAUUCUUAUAACUGGUACGCCAGGAACUGGUAAAACAACAUUAAGUCAACUAGCGUCGGAUUUAACAGGGUUACUUCACAUAAACGUAGGUGAUUUAGUUAAAGAAAAGUCAUUACAUCAAGGAUUUGAUCAAGAAUUUCAAAGUUGGAUUUUAGACGACGAUAAGCUUAUAGAUGAAUUAGAAGAAACGUUAUCAAAUGGAGGAAAUAUUGUAGAUUUUCAUUCUUGUGAAGUAUUUCCCGAACGUUGGUUUGAUUUAAUUCUGGUAUUAAGAACUGAUAACACGACAUUGUAUGAUCGAUUAAAGGAGCGAGGUUAUUCAGCAAAAAAAAUCACGGAAAAUAUUGAUAGUGAAAUAUUUCAAGUGAUAUUGGAAGAAGCAAGGGAAUCAUAUUCGGCAGGAAUCGUGGUUGAACUACAAAGUAAUAAUAUAGAGGAUAUGCAAAGUAACGUUGCAAGAAUUGAAGAAUGGGUAAAAGCUUGGAAGGCACGAACAAAUGGGAAAGACUGUCAAAAAAAUAAUAUAAUGGAUAAAGAUACUCGUAGAUAUGGAUCUUCUCGUCAGAUGGUUCAAAAAACUACCAAAAAAGCUAAGACUCCAACUACUUCAAGGCUCAAACCUCCUAAACAUUCUGCUUCUCCUUCCAAUAAAAUCGAUUGUGAACCAAAUCCGUCUUCAAUUCCGCCUAAAAAACCAAACACAAACAUAUCUUCAAUCUACGAUCAAAAUAUUAUCGCUCAAUCUGGUGAUUUUGGUGACUCUAAAAUAGUAGAAAAUCAGACGAUUGUCACGUCCUAUGUUACUACUUCACCAAAAUUACCCCCUAAAAAAUCAAAUAAAUCAAAUAAGAGAAAGCCGGCAUCACGUAAUAAUAUUACUAAUGUUAAAACAAAGAACAUAAAUGAUGAAUCUAUAAUAUUAGAUAAUAUCGAACAGGUUGAUGAAGAAGAUGGUGUGGUGCUUAUAAUAACCAAAAAACCAACAGCAAUUGUCAAUAAUCGUCCUUCUAUACCACCAAAGAAUCCUAUUAGGAGACCAACCACAAUCGCUAACAUACCUAAACGUACAAGUAGUAUCAAUGUUAUUAACACUAAUGUUAACACUAAUAUUAAAGUACGUGACAGAUCAAGUGCUUCCGUUGUACCUUCUCCAACGUUCAAGUCUGGCACAUUUAAUGUCAGUCCUGUUCAUUAUCCAUCUGAAAAAAUUAGCGAAACUGAUAAUUUAAGGAGGGGUUCAAAGAUUAUGCCAAAGAAAUCCAUACAAAAUCCUUCAAUUAGUAAAACUAUUCCUACGAAAAAUGCAAAAAGUAAUGCUCGACUUUCAAAAAAGAAUUCUCCUGUCAUUACUCCUUCAACUAUUCCUGAAACAAAACGGGACAAUAUGCUCUCUGCAUCAUCAUCAUCUUCUUCUUCGACUUUAAUACAGCACAGGAAGUCAUCACCUUCGACUUCAAUACAGAACAGGAAUUCAUCAUUUUCGACUUCAAUACAGAACAGGGAUUUAUUAUCUUUGACUUCAAUACAGAACAGGGAUUUAUUAUUUUCGACUUCAAUGCUCAACAGGGAUUCAGCAUAUUCGUCUUCAAUACAGCACAGAAAUUCAUUAUCUUUGACUUCAAUACAGCACAGAAGUUCAUUAUCUUCAGCUUCAAUACAACACAGAGAUUCAUAUCUAAAGCCUCAUCCACCAUCUCCGCUUUCAAAAUUUUCAUUCACUCCUUCAGAUAUAAAUCCAAAUAUAAAUCAUAUUGAAUCUUUUUCACAAAAUUCUUUGAGUGAAGCUCCUUCUAUCGAAGAUGAUGAUUUAAAAAGACGUAAACAAUUGUGGAAUGUCAUAAAAGAAUUGGUAGACACUGAAAGAGCUUUCUUACAAGAUAUGAAGCUUUUGGAAGAAGUGUAUUUUAUACAAGCACGAGAUAUUCCUAUUUUCGACCAAUAUGAUUGUAAAACAAUAUUUAGUAAUCUACCGGAAAUAAUAAAAUUUUCCGCCGAUUUUUUAGAUUUAUUACUUGCAGCUAGUGGAAUUGAUGAAUUAAAUGAUGAUCCUGACAAACGUCAUAAGUUAGAAAAUGAUGAAACUUAUAUCGGGGAUGUGUUUGCUCAGAUGAUGAGAAAACAUCAAGGUGAUAGUAGGUUGGAAAAGGUUUAUGGUGAAUAUUGUAAACGGCAUGAGGCCGCUGUUCAAAAACUUCGAGAGUUUGAUAAAGAUGACAAUAAAUGUAAGAACCAAUGCAAUGGUCGAACAACAUCUUGGGAUCUCACAAGUCUUUUAAUAAAGCCAGUGCAGCGUGUAUUAAAAUAUCCGUUGCUAUUACAACAAAUUUUAUCACGCACAAAACCCUCACAUCCGGAUUAUGAGCAACUUCAAUUUUCUUUAUCGGAAAUUACAAAAGUUGCAAGUCGUAUUAAUGAAAUAAAGAAACGCAAAGAUAUAGUCGAAAAAAUUAAACGCAAUGAUAUAAAAGCCGCAGAAGAUGAACUUUACAAUGCUUUUGUAGAAAAGUUUAAAGCUUUGGAACAACGAGGAAUUCAAUUAGUAAAGGAAGUAAAAUGUUGGGUUAAAAGUAUUAAAUCAUUUUUUGAAGACCAGCGGCGAUUAGCAGCCGCAAUAGAAGAAUUUCAUACAUUAGAGUUAUCUUCAAAUAAAGAUCGAGAAAUUCCAAAAAUGAUUGAAUAUGGAAAGGCUAUUAAAAGCCUUGAAUAUUCUUGUGGGAAAGAAAUGGAAGAUGCAAUUAAAAAAGUUUUAUUUCCUCAAAUUGAGAAAUUUUUGUCGCUCUUUAAAGCUCCCGCAGCUGUAAUGAGGAAACGUGAACGAAAACUUUUGGAUUAUUGUCAUGCCAACUUAUUGAAAAUUAAAGGUGAAAUACCCGAAAAAUCACUCCAACAAUCUGCGGAUGCUUUUGUGUCUAUUUCGGAACAAUUACGCGAAGAAUUACCCGCAUUCUUUAUGUUUAUGAUAGAAUAUUUUGAUAUACUUGUACAAGAAUUAAUUAAAAUUCAGGCACGAUUUUAUCGACAAAUGAGUAUGGACUUUCAGCAAUACUUUUAUAAGUUUGUAGAUUUACAGGCCUUAGAACAAAUAUCUGAUGACAGAGAAUUGGUCAUGAGAAAUAUGGAUAUAGUCGGAGAAUAUAAUAAUUAUUUCAAUGGAACGCUGAAAAUGGACGAAGAAUUAUAUAAAUUCGUUCUUCUUAAUCAUGAACAAACACCAACAGAAGUUACUGAAGAUAUAGUAGACCGUAGUGAACGAAAUUCAAAAACUUCAGAAUCGAUUAGAUCUUCAACUUCUUCAAGAAGAUUAGAAAAGUCUAAAGAGCAUAGAAAAGGUUGUAUUUGGACCGAUGAUAAUGGAUUAUCAUUGUUUUCAGAUUAUUCAUCAGAUAAUAAAAUACAAAACCUUUAUGAGUUGAAUAAUGAUAAUUCCGAUUAUAAAGCGAUUAAACACAAAUCAGAACAGAAUUAUGGUACACAUAAAAAAUAUUCAACCGAUAGUGUUUUCGGAUGUCGUUCAUCAUUUGAUAGUAGCAAUCUUUGA